Messenger RNA from Prionailurus viverrinus (fishing cat), 1545 nucleotides. Lineage: Eukaryota; Metazoa; Chordata; Mammalia; Carnivora; Felidae. The record is from the annotation of a RefSeq genome assembly.
AUGUUCAUAAACCGCUGAUUAUUUUCAACUAAUCAUAAAGAUAUUGGCACUCUUUACCUUCUAUUUGGUGCCUGGGCCGGUAUGGUGGGGACUGCUCUCAGUCUCCUAAUCCGGGCUGAACUAGGCCAACCUGGCACACUAUUAGGGGAUGACCAAAUUUAUAACGUAAUUGUUACUGCUCAUGCUUUUGUAAUGAUUUUCUUUAUAGUAAUACCCAUUAUAAUUGGAGGAUUCGGAAACUGAUUGGUCCCACUAAUAAUCGGAGCACCCGAUAUAGCAUUCCCCCGAAUGAACAAUAUGAGCUUCUGACUCCUCCCUCCAUCCUUUUUACUCCUACUUGCUUCAUCUAUGGUAGAAGCCGGAGCAGGAACUGGGUGAACAGUAUACCCACCCCUAGCCGGCAACCUAGCCCACGCAGGAGCAUCCGUAGAUUUAACUAUUUUCUCACUUCAUUUGGCAGGUGUUUCUUCAAUUUUAGGCGCUAUUAAUUUUAUUACUACCAUUAUUAACAUAAAACCCCCUGCCAUGUCUCAAUACCAAACACCCCUGUUUGUUUGGUCAGUCCUAAUUACUGCUGUUCUACUACUUCUAUCACUCCCAGUUUUAGCAGCAGGAAUUACCAUGUUAUUAACAGAUCGAAAUCUAAACACCACAUUCUUUGAUCCUGCUGGAGGAGGAGAUCCUAUCUUGUAUCAACACUUAUUCUGAUUCUUUGGCCAUCCAGAAGUUUACAUUUUAAUUCUACCUGGUUUUGGAAUAAUUUCACAUAUUGUUACCUACUACUCAGGUAAAAAAGAACCCUUUGGCUACAUAGGAAUAGUUUGAGCCAUAAUAUCAAUUGGCUUUCUGGGCUUUAUUGUAUGAGCCCAUCACAUGUUUACUGUAGGAAUGGACGUGGACACACGAGCAUAUUUUACAUCAGCCACUAUAAUCAUUGCCAUUCCUACUGGGGUAAAAGUAUUUAGCUGGCUGGCUACUCUUCAUGGAGGUAAUAUCAAAUGGUCCCCCGCUAUAUUAUGAGCCUUAGGCUUUAUCUUCCUAUUCACCGUAGGGGGCCUAACGGGAAUUGUACUAGCAAACUCCUCAUUAGAUAUCGUUCUUCACGACACAUACUACGUAGUAGCCCACUUCCACUAUGUCUUGUCAAUAGGAGCAGUAUUCGCUAUUAUAGGAGGCUUUGUUCAUUGAUUUCCCCUAUUCUCAGGAUAUACUCUCGACAAUACUUGGGCAAAAAUUCACUUCACAAUUAUGUUCGUGGGUGUCAACAUAACAUUCUUCCCUCAACACUUUCUAGGCCUAUCUGGAAUGCCACGACGUUACUCUGACUACCCAGAUGCAUAUACAACUUGAAAUACGAUUUCCUCAAUGGGCUCUUUCAUCUCACUAACGGCAGUUAUGUUAAUAGUCUUCAUAGUGUGAGAAGCUUUCGCGUCUAAACGAGAAGUAGCCAUAGUAGAAUUAACUACAACCAAUCUUGAGUGAUUACACGGAUGUCCCCCUCCAUACCACACAUUUGAAGAGCCAACUUACGUAUUAUUAAAAUAA